AUGUUGGAAGAGGGAGGUACAACCAAUCUGGUCCAUGAUAACAGCGCCCAGGAGGGCGGGCAGGAUGCGGAGCCCUGGAGAACUUCCUGCAGCUCUCCGGACAUUUCCAAGUUCAAGCAGCAAGCUCCAAGUUCCAGAGGCAGCACCUACCUUGGACGGGGCCCCGUGGAGGAGAUACGGCCCCCACCCCCGACUCCCGCUAGCAGAGACUCUCUGGGGAAGAAAGGGGGGUUCAGUGCCUCUUCCAAAGAGAAUGGGGUCUCCUUCCAAGCAGGGACACUGCAGCAACAGGAAGACCCCAGCUCCAAGUCUCAGGACCAGAAGGGCAGCGUCAUUCCCAACAAUAUCCGCCACAAGUUUGGAAGCUCCGUGGUGCAGGAGCUGGUCUCAGAGGAGCAGGCUCAGAAGGCCAUUGAUGCAGUCUUGGAGGACCAGAAGCGGGCGAGCUCGUGGCCUAGCCAGACCCAGAGCCCUGUGGAGAUCUCGUCCAUCUUCUCAGACUACUACGAUCUGGGCUACAACAUGCGGGCCAACUUGUUUCAAGGGGCCCCCCAGGAGACAAAGAGCCUCAUGAAGGCUUCCUACACACCGGAAGUGAUUGAGAGAUCCGUGAGGGACAUGGAACACUGGCAUGGCCGGAAGACGGACGAUUUGGGACGGUGGCACCAGAAAAAUGCUAUGAACAUGAACUUGCUGAAGGCUCUGGAAGAGAAAUAUGGAGAAAAGAGCAAGUCCAGGGGCUCCAAGUACUAGCACUGAUACAGAGGAGGCCCCUUGCUGCGGCUCCAAGAGUUUGCAAUAAAGAGAGGCAUACA
Ochotona curzoniae (black-lipped pika) is the source of this 815-nucleotide messenger RNA. It is a transcript of the gene CIMIP4, whose product is annotated as testis expressed 33. Bases 1 to 753 code for a protein of 250 amino acids. NCBI's taxonomy places the organism in Eukaryota, Metazoa, Chordata, Mammalia, Lagomorpha, Ochotonidae. The record is from RefSeq and is a predicted model, not a curated record. The transcript has 5 exons.